Molecule: messenger RNA, 1685 nt
Organism: Ornithorhynchus anatinus (platypus)
Lineage: Eukaryota; Metazoa; Chordata; Mammalia; Monotremata; Ornithorhynchidae
Product: TBC1 domain family member 20-like
Exons: 9
Coding region: 39-1664 (541 amino acids)
Biological process (GO): positive regulation of GTPase activity; endoplasmic reticulum to Golgi vesicle-mediated transport
Cellular component (GO): endoplasmic reticulum membrane
Molecular function (GO): GTPase activator activity
Source: RefSeq, a predicted model, not a curated record
GCCUCAGGCCCGGCAGGCCCGGUGGAGACGGGAGCGGAAUGAGCGGCGGGAGCGGGAGGCGCAGGGGCGGCCGCAGAGCGGCGGGGACGGGCGCGGCCGAGCCGCCAUGGCCGCCGCCCGCCGUCGGAGCCGCCAAGAAGCGGGAAGGCCGCUCCUGGAGGAAGCAGAAGCUCCUGGACAUCCACGAGGCGCUGGGCCGCGACCCCGUGGACGUGGAGGCCCUGCGGGCGGCCGCCCGGGGCCGCGGGGGGCUGCUCAGCGACCAGGUCCGCAGGCGGGUCUGGCCCCGGCUCCUGGGCCUGAACCCCUACGACCUGCCGCCCCACCCAGGCCGCGGCCCCCUCCGGGACCACAGGGACUCCCACCAGGUGCGGAUGGACGUGGAACGCUCCCUGGGGCGCUUCCCCCCAGGCAUGCGGGCAGAGCAGAGGUCCGUCCUGCAGGGACAGCUGGUGGCCCUGAUCUUGGCGGUGCUGCACGGCCGGCCCGAGCUGCACUAUUACCAGGGCUACCAUGAGCUCGCGCUGGUCUUCCUGCUGGUCCUGGGGCCGCGCUCGGCCACCGCCCUGCUGGACCGGCUCUCCACCCACCACCUCAGGGAUUUCAUGGAUCCCACAAUGGACAGCACCAAGCACAUCCUCAACUACCUAUCGCCUCUCCUGGCCCGGGAGAGUCCCCGGCUGCACCGCUUCAUGGAGCGGGCAGACGUGGGCCCGGUUUUUGCCCUGAGUUGGCUGCUGACCUGGUUCGGCCACGUGCUCCCCGACACGGCCCACGUGCUGCGGCUCGCCGAUUUCUUCCUGGCCUCGCACCCGCUCAUGCCCAUCUACCUCGCCGCGGCGGUGGUGUUACACCGCGAAGCCGAGGUUCUGGACGGCCCGUGCGAAAUGGCCCACCUGUACCACCUGCUGUCUCGUCUGCCCCCGCACUUGCCCGACGAGUCUCUCCUGGCCCGGGCCCUGCAGCUCUUCGCCCACCACCCCCACCCCGAGCUCGCCCGCCAGGCUGCCCCUCGGCAUCGGAGGGGCCUCGCUUCCCAGCGAACCAUCUGGGGAGUGCAAGACUGGCAGGAGAUUAGAAGAACUGACAGGCCUCCACUUCGUGGAUCGAGUACCCCGGUUCCAGCUCUGCAUCGCUCCCUCUCGUCAGGAGUAAAAGCGAAGCGUACCCAGUUGAGAGAGGCUCCUUUUGAUGAUUCCCCAGAGAGGGCAGCCUGGCCAUCGGCUCCUUCCCCGCGCUGCAGGCGGCUUCCUCCAAGCAGCGGCCGGACUCCAUCCUGCGGCGGCGGCGGCGAGAGGCGGAGGCGGAGCCGGGGCCGACGGCGGCCGGGGGACCGGGGGCGCCCAGCGGGCUGGUCAAGGCUGCGGUGUGGGGGCUGUCGGCCACCCUGGGGGCGGCCGCUCUGGCCGUUACGCACUCGGCCCUGGAGUGGGCCCCGGACUUCCUCCUGCAGCUCUUCUAGAGGAUCGGACGACGCCCCGGCUGGACGGGAUCCAUCCCCGUGGACACCUUCCACCCCGUCCCCCUCCCGCCCGCCCCUCCCGGGACCCGGCCGGCGGAGGGACAGACGGAGGGCCCCCGGGGCGGGCCGGGAGCCCGAGGGGACGGGGGACAGAGGAGGGCGGGCGGGCGGACGGCGGGAGGGAGACCGAGCGGGACAAUAAAGGCGGCCGCAGAAAACCUCG